Molecule: messenger RNA, 312 nt
Organism: Emiliania huxleyi CCMP1516
Lineage: Eukaryota; Haptophyta; Isochrysidales; Noelaerhabdaceae
Exons: 2
Coding region: 1-312 (103 amino acids)
Source: RefSeq, a predicted model, not a curated record
AUGGGCGCGCGUGAGCCGGAAUCGGAGACCUCGUUCACAUGUGCGCUCUGCGGGUUCGAGUCGCGCAUCGACUACAUCGGCAACCGGCCGCCGUGGGCGCCCAGCGUCGUCUUCCGUGAACGGGCUUACAUUUUGCGAGACCCCACGAACGCAGCGACGAACCAUCCGCUGUGCAUCGGCGCCAGUUGCUCCGUGUGGGUUGUUUGCGCCGCGCCGGCGUGCUCGCUCUUCUACACGCGCCGGCUCUGCGUGGCGUGCCAAACUCGGACGGAGAUCCGCCUCGAGCUACCCGCCGAGCUUCGCAAGGGCUGA